AUGCCCUGCAUAUUAUUUUGCAAAAAUCCUGAUAUUUUAUUAGAAAACAAUGAAAUUGAGGAAAUAAUUUCUAAACUACCUAAUGAGAGCCAAUAUGCGUCUGAGACAGCCCACGCUAUAGCAACGUAUGUAGAGGUAGUUGAUAAACUAAUUGCAACAGAAGAAGUACUUAAUGAUGAUAGGAUCAUUGCAGCGGUUCAAGCUGAGGAAAAUGAGGAGCUAAUUGGUGAAGAACAGAAAAAUUCAGAGUCAAAUCUUACACCAGUGGAGUUAGAAUUUUUGAGGAAGUUGCUCAAAAAAUAUAAGCACAUAUAUGAGAAAUCAAAAAAGCAAACAAAAAUUACUAGUUUUUUUGAUUCUCACGAUUUGUAUCAAGAAUCAUAUUUCCAAGACUAUUCCCAAGACUAUUCCCAAGAUUACUCUGAAGAUUACUCUCAAGACUAUUCCCAAGGCUAUUCUCAAGACUAUUCCCAAGAUUACUCUCAAGACCAUUCCAAAGGCUAUUCCCAAGGCUAUUUUCAAGACUAUUCUCAAGACUCAUAUUUACAGGAUUCGUAUCCUCAAGAUUCGCAUAAUCAAGACUCUUAUUCGCAUGAUUCGUAUUCACAAGAUUUGUAUUCACAAGAUUCACAAGACUAUUUGCAGGAAAUGUACUUCUAA
Messenger RNA from Dentiscutata erythropus, 660 nucleotides. NCBI's taxonomy places the organism in Eukaryota, Fungi, Glomeromycota, Glomeromycetes, Diversisporales, Gigasporaceae. The record is from the annotation of a GenBank genome assembly.